AACGCCUUUGUUGCAUUCAAAUUGAGUUAGUUGCGAUUUUAACGGCGACUCGCGCGCAUACAGAGCGGUUUGGCAGUGAAGUUCAAGUGAUAUACACAUAUAAUAUUCAGCUCCUUGCUAGCUGUAUGCCAGCCAGUGCUUGUCAAACUGCAUUUGCCAUAAUUAUAACCAAGCAGAACAAGUUCUAAUCUAAUGCGAUUAAGCCGUUACGAAAUAGUUUUAUUUUCAUAAUUAUUAAUGCUAUUUACAACUUUUUGGGACGCGAUAAGUAAAAGCUGUAUAAUUCGUAUAUAUGACGUAUAGUAUAUUUUAUCUGUGAACUGUAAAGAUCUUUGGAUUCGCGUAAAAGAACAACAAAUUGGAGUUGAAUGAUAAACACUGCUGCAGCUACAAUUUCCGCAACAUUUUAAGUACACAAUAAACAACAGCGCCAACACACCAAAAAUCACAAACAAAAACAAGAGCAACAACCGCAAGCGAAAUAAUCGUACAUCAUAAUUAUGACAAAAUGAACGCAACAACAACAACAAUGAGCAGCCAAAAUAACUUUAUGAAGAGCUAUUACAGUGAGCGUAACAAGAUGCGUAUUAGCAGACGUCAGGCAUUAACAGCCCAACUGCUGUUAGCUUGUGGACUGCUGCUAGUGGAAUGUGGCUUGACUGAAGCAGCCAGCGGCUUGCAAGCUGUUAAACACACUGCUGCUAGCACCUACUGUGAGUACAAGGAGCACAACGUUACCCACCAGAAGGAACAAGGUGCCGUCUGGUUUGAUACGCAGAACAAUUGCCUGGUUUAUACCUGCGCCGCAGGUGUUGGCACUGAGCCGCAGGCACACAUCGUCGUCACACAAAUUGAUUGUAAUGAGUUUUACUGUGAUGUGGGCACUGAGCUGCGUAAGACUGCGAGCAGCUGCUGCGGCGAGUGCGUGCGCACGCACUGCCAGCACAAUAAUACCCUGUAUGCGGUGGGCGAGUCGUGGCACAAUGAUGCGGAUUGCACGCUGCUGGAGUGUGCUCGUCGCGAUAGUGGCGAGAUAGCAAUCAAUAGCUAUAGACGCACCUGUGCCCCGGUCGAUGCUAGCUGCCCGCCUGAGCGCAUUUAUAGGAACAGCUGCUGCUUUGUGUGUCGACCAUUGGCUACGUCGCGCAUUGAGGAGCUGGACGAUGUGGAGGUAACGCAAGAUAUCUGGACACCCGAAUGGUAUCGUCAGCAUCCCUGUGUGCGGGACUGCCAAGCGGAUGCGCCGCCCAUGACGUGUCAUUACACGUUUGUGGUCGAAUGGUAUCAGACCUUCUCGAAGGCCUGCUUCGACUGUCCACUCAAUCUGACCGACUGCUCGCGGCCGCACUGCAUCAUGGGCGAUGGACUGCAGCGCAGCAUCACGGUGGUCAAUCGCAUGAUGCCUGGCCCGUCGAUAGAGGUGUGCGAGGGCGAUCAGAUUGUGGUCGACGUCAAGAACAAUUUGCUGGGCGAGAGCACCACCAUCCACUGGCAUGGCCUGCACCAGAAGCAGACGCCCUACAUGGACGGUGUGCCGCAUAUCACUCAGUGUCCGAUUUCGCCGCAUGCCACCUUUCGCUACAGCUUUCCGGCUGAUAAUGCCGGCACGCAUUUCUGGCACUCGCACACGGGCAUGCAGCGUGGCGACGGUGUCUUCGGGCCACUGAUUAUACGCCGGCCCAAGCAUGCGGAACCGCAUGGCGGCCUCUACGACUUUGAUCUCAGCGAACAUGUGCUGGUCGUGCAGGAUUGGAUACACGAGCCGGGCGCCAGCAUCUUUGCCUUUCAUCAUCACUCCAGCGGCGAUAAUAAGCCACACAAUAUACUCAUCAAUGGGCGUGGCCGGUACUACAAUCGCAUCUGGGCGGACAUGAAGCGGCAGCAUCGCAUGGCCGCCGAGGCGGCGCCAACAGAGGCUUUGUCAGCAACGCCACCAAAUCUAAUCCAGCUGCUGUCCAGCGAGGCACUGCAGCAGCAGCGCAACAGCAGCGAGUCGCUGGCCGCACAUUCGCGGCAGCGUCGCGGCAAUGUGCAGAACAUACCAUUGGAGCAGAUACCGCAUCAGGUGUACCAUGUGAAGCGCGGCUUUCGAUAUCGCUUUCGCAUCGUGAACGCCGAGUACUUGAACUGCCCGAUUCUGGUGUCCGUAGAUAAUCACCUGUUGACUGCCAUCAAUUCGGAUGGCUAUGACAUUGAGGCCAUGGAGGUGGGCUCCAUUGUCACCUAUUCGGGCGAACGUUUCGACUUUGUGCUGAAUGCCAAUCAGGCGGUGGGCAACUAUUGGUUGCGUCUGAAGGGUCUGAUGGACUGCAGCGAGAGAUUUACCUCCGCCUUUCAGGUGGCCAUUCUACGUUAUGAGGGCGCGCCCGAAGUGGAGCCAAGCGCCGAGCUGGGCUAUGACCACAAUGCCACGGGCAUUGAGUUGAAUGUUAUGAACCGUGGACCCGGCUAUGCGGAUACCAAGACCGUGGCUGAGAUGCGAGCAUUGCCCAUAUACGACACGGUCUCUGGCAUCGAUGACGACACACUGAAGCCGGAGGCUGAUUACAAAUUCUUCGUGUAUUACGAUUUCUAUCGCAAAGAUAAUCCGGAGUUCCACAACGGCGACUACUAUGGCAUGGAUGCCAAUGUGAGCCGGGAGAAUAUGUUGUAUACGCCGCAGCUGAAUCACAUUUCGCUGAAGUUCCCAUCGGUGGCGCUGCUGCCGCAACGACACCAGCUCAGCGACGAGCUCUUCUGCAACGAGACAACGCUCGCCCAGCAGGGCAUCGAUUGUCGUGAGCAGUUCUGCAAAUGCCAUCAUGUGCUGCAGGUGCCGCUGAAUGCGGUCGUUGAGCUGAUCAUUGUCGACGAGGGCUUCACUUUCUAUGCCAAUCAUCCGUUUCAUCUGCAUGGCAAUGCGUUUCGCGUCAUUGGACUGGAGCGUCUGGGCGAGAAUGUGACAAUCGAAAUGAUCAAGCAACUGGAUCAGUUCAAGCUGCUCAAGCGCAACCUGAUCAAUCCGCCCGUCAAGGACACCGUCACCGUGCCAGAUGGUGGCUAUACGAUCAUACGCUUCGAGGCCUACAAUCCCGGCUAUUGGCUCUUCCAUUGCCACAUUGAAUUCCAUGCGGAGAUCGGCAUGGCUUUGGUGCUCAAAGUGGGUGACGAUGACAAAAUGGUGCCGGUGCCCCACAAUUUUCCCACCUGCGGCGACUAUAUGCCCGGUGCUCGUGAUGAAACCUCGUCCACAAUCGAGACGACCGACAGCCCGGCGACGCGCGCGCCACCCACAAAGGACAUAUCGGCUAGGCACUUGGCAACGGGUCUGCCCCUAAUCGCGCUCAUCUUACACCAACUCUAGCCGUGCAUGCAUCCAAUGCUCUCAUGACACUGGUUCGGCUUUAAGUCACUUCAAAUCGCAAUUUCAAUAUGGAUUCCAUUAGACUAGCUCCCUGAACAGCCUGAGACUUGACCUCUCCAAAUUUAACAUUCACUUUAUCUACAUGUUAAAAUUUCAUCAAACUUUUUAUAGUUCAUAGCCAAGCCAAACGCUUUGUCAGCCUGAACUUUAAGAUUUAUAUCAGACAACUGUUCUAUAUAGUAUUUUCCCAUAUCCAUAUAACCUAAGAGUAUUUUCCAAGCCAGUAUUUGUUAUUUGAUCCGAUAACUAGUGAAAUACUCACCUGACAUGGCCUUAGCUUAAGUCAAGGCAGAAUGAAA
Drosophila hydei is the source of this 3702-nucleotide messenger RNA. It is a transcript of the gene Mco1, whose product is annotated as laccase-2. NCBI's taxonomy places the organism in Eukaryota, Metazoa, Arthropoda, Insecta, Diptera, Drosophilidae. Gene Ontology annotation, biological process: iron ion transport. The coding region runs from base 509 to 3343 and encodes 944 amino acids. Gene Ontology annotation, cellular component: plasma membrane. The record is from RefSeq and is a predicted model, not a curated record. The transcript has 7 exons. Gene Ontology annotation, molecular function: copper ion binding; oxidoreductase activity.